Messenger RNA from Fusarium coffeatum, 1737 nucleotides. RefSeq lists its product as uncharacterized. The transcript is spliced from 6 exons. Gene Ontology annotation, molecular function: ATP binding; glutamate-tRNA ligase activity; zinc ion binding. The record is from RefSeq and is a predicted model, not a curated record. Lineage: Eukaryota; Fungi; Ascomycota; Sordariomycetes; Hypocreales; Nectriaceae. The coding region runs from base 1 to 1737 and encodes 578 amino acids. Gene Ontology annotation, biological process: glutamyl-tRNA aminoacylation.
AUGGACAGCCAGCUAAGAAAACAUCAAGAAGAUGGACCAAGCCAAAAAUACAUUCUUGGACAAUCAGCCGACAAACCAAUUCGUGCACGUUUUGCACCAUCUCCUACUGGAUAUCUACACUUGGGCUCGCUCAGAACAGCUCUUUUCAACAACUUGGUAGCCAAGGCAACAAAAGGGGGCGAUUUCAUCAUUCGAAUUGAGGACACUGAUCAGAACCGGUUGGUGCCUGAUGCCGAGGAACGCAUCUUCAAAGACCUUGAAUGGGCUGGUCUCUCGUGGAGUGAAGGUCCUGACAAAGGUGGUCCAUAUGGCCCCUACCGACAGUCAGAACGCCUUGAUACCUACAAGAAGCACACACAGACUCUGAUCGACAACGGCUCCGCAUAUCGCUGCUUCUGUAACCAGUCAGUUCUCGAAGCCCAGAAGCGGGCUCUUCACGACGCUGGCAAAUCUACAGCAUACCCAGGAACAUGCCGAUCCGUCCCUCGCUCCGAGUCUGAUGAGCGAGCCGCUAAGGGCGAGGCUCAUGUUGUUCGACUGAACUCGGGCCGCUUCGGCACGCCAAAGUUCAAGGAUGCUAUCUAUGGCCCCUUUCAGAAGAAGGAGCCCGAAGAGGACUUUGUGCUUAUGAAAACUGAUGGCUUUCCUACCUACCACCUUGCGAAUGUUGUGGACGAUCAUCUCAUGAAGAUCACUCAUGUUAUCCGUGGCGAGGAAUGGCUCAUCUCGACACCCAAACAUCUGGCUCUUUACGAGGCUUUUGGUUGGGAACCUCCCACCUUCGCGCAUCUGGGUCUUCUCGUUAGCAACGACGGAUCCAAGCUCAGCAAGCGCAAUGCCAGCGUUAACCUCUCGACGUAUAUGGAACAGAACAUAUUCCCCAUGGCUCUACAAGCCUGGCUCGCAAAUCUGGGCGCUUCAUUCAAGAAAGGGGCUCAGACACCACGGUUUCUGGAGGAUGUGGCUGAGAACUUGUCGUACAAGUUUACUCGUGGUGGUAUCAAACUUAACCCCCAAAAGCUCGAUUUCUUUCAGCAUGAAUACCGCAAUCUUCUUUUCAAGACUCCUCUUUCCGGCCACACUCCUCGCGAACAAGCUCUCAUUAGAGACAACUUGCUCAACCCCCUUAUCGACCAAGUCCAUGCAUUUACCUCGUCUUCGGAGGGAACUUCUGGCAACUACGAACACAUCCAACCGCGCGGUACCUCUCUAAAGUGGCCCAGACCCUUAACUCUGGUCCCAGCUAUGCUAUCAUCUGAAUCAUCACAACAGUCAUAUGCCUUCCAGAUACUCGCACAAGAAACUUCACGAUACGCUUCUGUCGCUGACAUACCCCGUCUACUGCCAUAUUUGUUCUGGCGUCCACCCAUCGCUGCCUACCGCGCAGCUUUUGCUACCGAGACUCCACGCCGUGAUCUGAUUGACCUAGUCCAAGAUACUGUCAAUUCGGCGGAUAGCUGGGAAAUGGCCCUCGACCGCCUGUUGGAGCGUAUUCCUGCUGAUCAAGCACCUGACCUGCACAGUGUCCUUCGUCUGAUCGCUAUCGGUAGUCCGCAGGCUGUCGGCAAAGCAUCCCGCAUUCUUUUCAGCGUGCUAGGUCAAGCUGAGUGGCGAGUUCGUGCUACCCAGGUGCGGGACCUGAUGGAAGAGCUGGACUCUGGUGGUGAGAGUCUCCGUCAAAAAUGGAAAGACGAAGCUGCAACCAUAACUGCAGAGACCAACGCCGCUGCUGAAUAG